UUUCGCUUUUGGCCUGGACGUACAAUGUUACACAACGAAGAAGUCUCGACGCCGAAAUCAGUGGAAGAUGAAAUUCUUGCCGAAUGGAACGUGGAAUUUCGUAAAGUAGAGAAAUCGCUGAAUGGAGAUUUUAAAGAACACUUCCCAAACGUCGAUGGAUUUGUAAGAAGCGAGCCCGGUGGUUUUUUUAUGAUGGACGAGUACUCGCACCACGCAGAAAAAAUCUAUCGUUUUCAACCAAGAAGUGACGACGUUUGGAUCACAACCUUCCCAAAAUGUGGAACAACAUGGACGCAAGAAUUGGUUUGGAUGAUCAUGAACAACUGCGACAAGAUGAAAGCGAAGGCGCCUAUAAUAAUUCGAUCACCAUUUCUAGAAUUUCCCUACAUGUUGAGACCGGGAAUCAUGCCAGCAGAAAUGACACAAAUGAUGCCCACUCUUGAAAUGGUUGAUGCAAUGCCUUCACCAAGGGUCAUUAAGAGCCACCUUCCAUUUUUUCUUCUUCACCCAAAACUGUUGGAUACUUGCAAAGUGGUUUACGUGGCCCGCAACCCAAAAGACGUAAUGGUUUCAUUUUUCUAUCAUCACCAACUAAUGGACGUUCACGGAUUUGAAGGGGACAUUGAGAAAUUCGCUCAAUAUUUUAUGGACGAUGAAAUCAUGUUUUCCCCCUUUUUCCCUCACAUUCUGGAUGCGUGGAACAAACGCCAUCAUCCCAACAUUCUUUUUCUUUUCUACGAAGAUAUGAAAAAGGAUCUACGCGGAGAAAUUGAAAAGGUCGCCAAAUUUCUCGGUCAAUCGCUUUCGGAAGAGCAACUCACGGAUUUGAGAGAACAUUUACGCUUCGAGAACUGUGCAAAGAACGAGUCAAUGAACAUGGAAGUUGCCAAGCAAUUUGGCAAUAUGAAUAAAGAUGGCCACUUUAUACGCAAAGGCAAAACUGGCGAUUGGAAAAACCAUUUUGGUCCGGAGCUGAAUAAGCGCAUCGAUGAGUGGAUUGAUAAAAACCUGAGCGGCACCGAUCUCAAGUUUGUUACAGAACUUGAAUUCCAAGAUUGACCGCUUCACCACACCAUAGUCUGCUGAUUAGAUGCGACAUCAUUUCUAAGGAUUUGGAUUGCCGUGAAAAGAAAAAAACGAUUCAUAAGCUUUUUUUUUAUUGCUUUAAAAAAAAAUGCAUCAAUUAAAUAUAGCGAUAACUGUUAA
Molecule: messenger RNA, 1206 nt
Organism: Daphnia carinata
Lineage: Eukaryota; Metazoa; Arthropoda; Branchiopoda; Diplostraca; Daphniidae
Product: sulfotransferase 1B1-like
Exons: 7
Coding region: 25-1059 (344 amino acids)
Biological process (GO): sulfation
Cellular component (GO): cytoplasm
Molecular function (GO): sulfotransferase activity
Source: RefSeq, a predicted model, not a curated record